CCCAAUUAUCUGCGCGCACUUCACGUUAAACUUUCCUUCCUUACUUCACGAGCCUUAUUUACCUCAUGUAUGAAAACGUAGUAUCUAUACUCAUUUUUGUUUAGCUAACCCCAUUAACAAAGAUCUACACUCGAAGGUCAAGCUAUCGUAAAUUACGAACGGCACUCAUUCCUUUUGAUUUACAUUAAGUCCGUGUAAUUUCGACAAACUGUGUCUCCAUCCGGGGGAACAAUUUGUAAUAUUACUAUCAACGAGUGUAAUCCUCGAAUUUGAAAUCUGUGAAUCUCUUCUUUGUGAAAACAACAUAACCUACCCAAAAUUUAUUUAACAUAGAUGCAUAGGCAUAAGUAAAAGGUUUUAUGUGGAUUUAUCAGUAACACAGUGGAAAUCCAUUUUGUGAAGUGAAAUAGUCAUUCAGUGUAGCCGGCUUUUCGGACGGGCGAAACUGAGCGGCACCACGUUCCGUCACAGCAAACUGCGGUACUCAAAUCAUUUUCCCUCGCGAGGGUCGCCGCUAAGGGGCCGCGAGCAGUCUGUCAAGGCAGCGUCAUUGAGUCGGAUCGAAAGCGGACAACGGGCGGGCGCGAGCAGCGAGUGCGGCGGUGGAGCGCCCGCCGCCGGCGGCGUCCGCCCCGGCUACGGCUAUGAAGCUCUCUCUGCGGCGAGCGACGGAAGCGACCAAGAGCCUGACGAAGCGCCCGAAUACGCUCCCUUCGAGAUGGAGCUGUCAGGUGGCGGGGAAUCCGCGGACGGACCGUCAUCGCGUGGAUCUGCUAAAGUUAACUUUCCACCCGAUGUUGAAUCGGACCGGCGACCUACGGGGACUUUCGGAGGCAUUACUGCUGCCGCUUUUCAUAGAGGCCGAGGGCGUUCUAUGAGCGCCUGGAGUGAUAUAAGCCGUUCCAGCAUCAGGUUUGAGGAACGAGUUCGUGUGGAGUAUUACGUGAACGAGAACACUUUUAAAGAAAGACUGCAAUUGUAUUUUAUAAAGAACCAACGUUCGAGUUUACGCAUUAGAAUAGUAAAUCUAUUUUUCAAGCUUCUAGCUUGUGUUCUCUAUAUAUUUCGUGUUUGCGCCGAUGGAGAUCCCAUUUCUGCCUCCUGUUAUGGAUGUAAACCAGGCAAUAAGACUGAAUUUGAAUAUUCAGCUAAUCUAACUGAAGAGGAGUUUCAGGAGCAUCCAAUCAUCAACUGGGAUGGAAUAAUAUGGGUGAACCGGCCGCUGUAUCUUUGGGGAGUGCAAGCGGUCUUGGCUAUGAUCUCAUUAUCCGAAGCUAUUUUGCUUGUUUAUCUUGGAUACAAGGGCAACAUAUGGCAACAGGUCCUGUCUUUCCACUUCAUAUUGGAGAUGGUGAACACGGUGCCAUUUGCACUUACCGUCCCAUUCCCGCCUCUUCGCAAUUUGUUUAUCCCGGUAUUUUUAAACUGUUGGCUUGCAAAGAGAUCACUUGAAAACAUGUUUAACGAUUUACAUCGCGCAAUGCAAAAGUCUCAGUCGGCUCUAUCUCAGCAACUAAUGAUUCUUUGUGUCACACUGCUAUGUCUUGUCUUUACUAGCGUAUGUGGUAUCCAACAUUUUCAACGUGCUGGUCAUCGUCACUUGAAUUUGUUCCAAGCGACCUACUUUGUGGUUGUCACCUUCUCAACGGUGGGAUAUGGCGACUUUGUACCAGAUAUUUGGCCUUCACAACUAUUCAUGGUUAUUAUGAUUGGGGUUGCUCUCGUCGUCUUACCUACACAGUUCGAACAACUUGCGUUUACGUGGAUGGAAAGGCAGAAGUUAGGUGGAUCUUACUCAUCACACCGGGCCCAGUCAGAGAAACACGUUGUAGUUUGCUCAACAACCCUUCACGCUGAUACAAUCAUGGAUUUUCUAAACGAGUUUUAUGCUCACCCAUUGCUGCAAGACUAUUACGUGGUAUUGUUAUCACCAAUGGAGCUCGAUACUACUAUGAGGAUGAUCUUACAGGUCCCCAUUUGGGCUCAACGUGUGAUAUACAUCCAAGGCUCCUGCCUGAAAGACACUGAUCUGAUCCGAGCACGGAUGAAUGAAGCCGAGGCAUGCUUUAUCCUUGCCGCAAGGAAUUAUGCUGACAAAACGGCUGCUGACGAACAUACUAUUUUACGGUCCUGGGCUGUGAAGGAUUUUGCUCCGGACGUGCCACAAUACGUACAGAUUUUUCGCCCUGAGAACAAGCUGCAUGUAAAAUUUGCAGAAUUUGUUGUAUGUGAAGAUGAAUUCAAAUACGCGCUGCUUGCCAAUAAUUGCACCUGUCCUGGAGCCUCUACCCUCGUCACUCUUCUGCUACAUACCAGCCGGGGCCAGGAAGGGCAACAAUCCCCAGAAGAAUGGCAUCGCCUAUAUGGAAAAUGUUCUGGAAAUGAAAUUUAUCACAUUGUUCUUGGCGACAGUCGGUUUUUUGGUGAAUACGAAGGAAAAAGCUUUACAUAUGCCAGUUUCCAUUCGCACCGAAAGUACGGUGUUGCUCUAGUCGGUGUUCGCCCAGCUGAACUUCCCGAAUUUUAUGAAGACACUAUUCUCUUAAAUCCAGGCCCGCGACAUAUCAUGAAAAGCAGCGACACGUGUUAUUACAUGAGUAUCACGAAGGAAGAAAAUUCUGCUUUUGUAGUUUCCGAUAAACAGACGGAAAGCAAAGCUAAUGUUAUACCUAAAGAUCAAACCGCGUGUAGUCUUCUCUCUAACGAGAAGAAAAUUGCGGACGCAGAAGAUGGAACGGGACAGCAAAAAACACCAGACGGUAGUAAUGUGGCUCACUACGACCUCCCACAAGUGAUUCUACAAGCUCCCGCGAGUUCCACACCAAACGCAUCGCCAUCACGCAUCAACCCAGCUAAUACUGUAUCAUCCGCUAAUUUAACUGUUGCUGGCUCUAAAAUGGAAGGAGUGUCGACAUCAGGCUCAGACUCUCGUACCUGCUUAAAAGAUUCCCCAGCCACUGACAGUGCUACUGACAGUCAUCUUUUGCUCCCGCGACCUGAUAAUACAAAUUUCUUAAGCCCAGAUUUCCUAAGCUGCCGCCGAGGCAGCAGACGCCCUUCCAUUUUACCCGUGCCUGACAUGGUAACGAGUACCCUGAACAUAGCCACCGACAACCAGGAUGAAGAGGUGGAGGCAGAUGAAAGCGAGGACGAGCUUGACGAUGAUGUGCCUUGGCGUUCCCCUUCCGAGAAGAUUGCCCUGUACUCGUACAUUCAAACGUGUAGAUAUACCGACCGGGUUGAAGCAGCAUGCCCUCUGCACAGAGUAGGUACGUCAUUGGACGACGCCAGCACCAGCUCGCUGUCCUCACCGGCCGCCAGCGAUACACGCUCAGCGUGGCGCAACGACUUCAGUAGGAUCGUUAAAGGUUUUCCACCCGUAUCACCCUUUAUCGGUGUAAGUCCAACUCUAUGUUAUUUGCUGAAAGAAAAGAAGCCUCUCUGCUGUCUUCAAUUGGCACAAGUGUGUGAGCAUUGUGCCUACCGAAACGCGAAGGAAUACCAGUGGCAAAACAAGACGAUAAUCCUCGCCGCCGACUACGCAUCUAAUGGAAUCUAUAAUUUUAUUAUUCCCCUGCGCGCCCAUUUCAGAUCCAAGACCUCAUUGAACCCCAUUAUUCUUUUACUGGAACGCAGACCUGAUAUAGCUUUCUUGGAUUCUAUCUCGUACUUUCCGCUGGUCUAUUGGAUGCUAGGUUCUAUUGAUUGUUUAGAUGACCUCUUGCGCGCUGGAAUAACUUUAGCAGAGAAUGUAGUCGUGGUGAAUAAGGAGUUAUCCAAUUCUGCCGAAGAAGACAGUCUCUCAGACUGUAACACCAUAGUAGCAGUGCAGACAAUGUUCAAAUUCUUUCCUUCAAUCAAAUCUAUAACGGAGCUAUCGCAAUCGUCAAAUAUGCGCUUCAUGCAAUUCAGGGCUCAUGAUAAAUAUGCAUUACAUCUCUCUAAAAUGGAAAAGACCUUGAUUUUGCAGCGUGAAAAGGAAAGGGGAUCGCAUAUUUCCUACAUGUUCCGAUUGCCCUUUGCUGCCGGCUCCGUGUUUUCCGCCUCAAUGUUAGACACACUUCUAUACCAGGCCUUUGUAAAAGACUAUGUCAUUACAUUUGUCAGAUUAUUGUUGGGCGUCGAUCAGGCACCUGGUUCAGGAUUCCUUACCUCCAUGAAAAUAACGAAGGAGGAUAUGUGGAUUCGUACGUACGGUCGGCUGUAUCAAAAGUUAUGUUCUACUACAUGCGAAAUUCCAAUCGGGAUAUAUCGCACUCAGGACACAAGCCUAGCCGAUCAGGCUCACCACGUGAGUAUGUCGCCACGGACCCCGUCAAGGUGGUUCUGGCCACGCCUCGCGGGCAUGCGACCAUCGCGCGCAUCGCAGGCCUCAGAGGAAGAUGGGGUGGCGGGUGAUGGAAACCCCGAGGGGACGGGCAGAGAACGUAAUCGUCGCGGACCCACCGGCUGCCUCAGCGGAUGUUACGGCGACCGCACACCCGCGUAUUCAGCGAGCUUAGCAGAUGAAGCAAGAGACAACCACGCCCAGCAAAUCGAACGAGCAGAAAUAGCUAAUCUUGUAAGAUCUCGAAUGGAGUCAUUAAAAUUGACUGGUAUAGAUUAUGAUGAUGUCAGUGAAAAAAGAAACAGUCUAUCUUACGUAAUCAUAAACCCAAGCUGCGAUCUCAAUUUACAGGAAGGCGAUAUAAUAUACUUGGUACGCCCUUCACCAUUCUCAGCGCAAAAAACAUUCGAACGCCAUAACAGUCGCCGAAAAUCGAACAUUAGUUUUUGUUCUGGAGCCCUGAUCCAGGCCGUAGCAGCGGGCAGCCGUCGCGGUUCUGCGCUCGCUGGGCUCACGAGCCUCUCUCCUCGAGCUCCACCUCUCACUACCACCAAAGCAAAUUCCCUUUCUCUGCCUGACAGUCCUACCAUCCUCACCGACUUUCGCGGUCGCUCUAACUCUCUUCGAGUGGUAGAUGACAUCUUACUACGACGUUCUAACUCUCUUCGACAAGGACUAGGGCCAGUCAAUAGUCGACGCCGCAAGAGUAGCCUCGAAGAGAUUGGAAUUUCACAUUUUAAUUCGCUGCUGCAACAUCAACAGCAGCAGCAACUACAAGAUGCGAAUGCUAUUAAAAUUGCCCUGAAUAGCAGCAUCGGACUGGAAGUGACGCCGCCCGAUGAAGGUCCUGUAGAUCGGCUAGGAGGGCCACUAGGAGGAUAUCAAGAUAUGGGUGUUGCGUUUCCUUCGACUUCCACGGGAUCUGGUCUACCACCACCGACACCAGAUCCGCAACAUCUGCAGGGAACGAUCGUAUGAUACCACCUUAUGUGGGGACGGCGAAUCAGUUCCGUCGUGAGGAACAAGUGGAACUAAGCUGCGGCCAUUCCGGCUCGGAACCCUAUCCUCGGAACAGUGAACACACUUUUGUCUCGUAGCGUCUCUACUGUGCACGUAGUGUCUUAACUAUAAAUAUUCCAAAGAAACUUCAGUGAAUGAGUGGUUCGGAACAAUACGCGAUAUCGAUUUGUGUAUUGUAAGCGGGAUCAACUAGUUAAUAUGUAAAUGAAAUAUUAAGGCCUAAGGCUGUACAUAGUGAGUCUUUCUUUGAACCUAUAUUAAAUGAAUAAUAGUGUAAAUAAAAGUAGGAUCAUUACGGAAAACACUAAUAAAGUGUUGAAACAAAUACAUGGAAAUGUAUGAAAUCUAGGAAUUGUAUACAAAUCCUAGGAAAUUUAUAAAAUAUUGUUUCAAAACUAUUUAAUACAUAUUUAUGUAGGAAUCCUAGGAAAUGUGCACAAUUCCUAGGAAUUGUAUAUAAUUCCAAUAUCGUAUUAGGAAAUGUAUAAAAAUCUAACCUAACCUAACCGGACGUCUAUAGCGCCUUCGGGGUAGUGAGAAAGAUUAGGUUAACACCGAUUCACGUUCAAGUGCUGACGGGACAUGGAGGGCUUGGGCAGUACUUGAAAAGGUUUAAAUGUAAGGACGACUCAGCCUGUGACUGCGACCCAGCGAACGAGGAGUCGGUGUUACACCUACUUCUGGACUGCCCCAAGUAUUGCAAAGAGCGCUAUGCGUUGGAGCAGAUAAUGGGAAUGCAAAUACAGAAGGAAACGCUGGAUUUACUUGGCUGGAUUGGCAUUCCUCGAUUUCUGCACGAAAGUUUCAAAGGGCUCGAUUAAUAAAAAUAAAACGAAAUGUCUAUAAUUUUAAUAUAUUAUACUGAAAAUAUUGACCGAUAGUUUCAUGUCUAUUAUGAGUAUAAAUAUGUUUUUUUUUUAAUUCGUUUUUUUUAUUUUAACAUAUUUAUUUAAUCAAAAAAAUUACCAUUAUUAUCUAUACAUUGCUGCCAUCUAAUAGGAAGCUCAUUUAUGCCUUUGCGAUAGAACUCUGGUGAUCUAGAUUCGACAAACUGUGUGAAAGCAUUUUGCACUGCCUCCUGAGAAGAAAACUUUUUAUCACGCAGAAAAUUGCCCAAAUCACGAAAAAACUGGUAGUCCGUUGGAGCAAGGUCUGGCGAAUACGGAGGGUGACGAAUGGUUUCUAAUUGCAGUUCCUGUACAGUUAAAACGGUUUCUCGUGCCGUAUGAGGUCUCGCGUUAUCAUGGAGCAAUAAUGGUGAAGAUCGAUUCAUAAUUCGGGGCUGUUUCACUGCUAGUUUCGCUAUCAUUGUUCGGAGUUCAGCGCAGUAGACAUCUGCCGUUAUUGCUUGACCAGAUCGGAGAAAGCUAUAGUGAAUAACACCACGCUGAGACCACCAAACAGUUACCAUUACCUUUUUAUUGGUAAGCUUUGCUUUAGGACACUGUUGCGGCGUUUGACCUGGGGUCAGCCAUUGCAUUUUCCGCUUACGAUUAUCGUAAAGAAUCCAUUUUUCAUCACAUGUCACAAUUCGAUCCAAUAUUCCUUCAUUUCUGUAUCGAUUCAACAAGGCAACGCAAGUUUCAACACGCGUUUCUUUCUGCAGAUCAGUCAAAUCAUGAGGCACCCAUUUUUCAUAUUUUUUUUAUUUUAUUGAUUUGACGCAAAUGAGUCCAUAUUGUUGGUAAGGUAACGUUAAACCAUGUCGCUAAUUCCUGGGUAGUUUGGCUCGGAUCGGCUUCCACCAUCUCUUUCAAAUCAUUGUUAUUCACCUGUGUGGACGGUCUUCCGCGUAGUUCGUUCUUCAAAUCGAAAUUUCCAUCACGAAAGCGUUUAAACCAAAAUCGCACAGUGCGUUAUAUAGCAGUCCCCUCUCCAAACGCAACAUUAUUGCGAGCUGUUUCUGCCGCGUUAGUUCCGCGUCGGAACUCGUAUUCGAGUAUCCAUCUUUAUUGUCUAAGCUGAAUGAAAAAAACAACUGAAAGUUGAUAAUCGAAUGUUGCACAUUUUUUUAAAGAAGAACCACAUAGGUACCGUAUGAAAAAAGUUUCACUCAAAAAUCUCAAACCAUGAAGGUUCUAUGUCAAUUCGAAGUACCUAUUACAAUAAAACGGCAAUUUCAUACUUUAACUGUAAAAUGAAAUUUAGAAAGUGACACAUAUCAGAGGAAUUCUCUUUAAAUUAAAAAAAACCUAACCUAACCUAACUGAUCAGACAAAACAAUACCCUCCCCCCGCCCCGCUAUCCCCGCAUACCCAUUGAUAUCUCAAAUAUUUACAUUUUCGACUGCUAUUUAGGCAAUUUAUAGAUUUCCUAGGAAAUGUGUCUAAUAUAAUUUAUUUUACACAUUUCCGUGCGAUUUCAGGAAUUGCAUACAUUUCCUAGGAAUUGUAUACAAUGACGGAUUACAUACAUUUCCGGUAACAUAUACACGUAGCUAUUAUAAUAAAGUAAAAAAUUAUUGAAACAGUAGUACUUAAAUAUAAUAUUUAACUUUUUUGGAACUGCUGAUAAAGAAAAAAAUAUAUUAUAAAUUACUACGCCUUCUAACUAAGAAGAUACAAGUAACUUUUAUUUAGAUUUAAUGAAUGAAUAUCAAUUUGAAUGUAACGAACUGAAUUUCUGAAUAAAUUCAAUACUCAAAAUAUUAAAAGAAUAUCAAUAGAUAUCAAUUGAUUUGCGAGCAAUCUUAGUUCUAAAAAGAUUAAUGGAUAUGAAUAAAGUCUAUACAACC
This is a messenger RNA of Maniola jurtina (meadow brown), 8081 nucleotides long. RefSeq names its product potassium channel subfamily T member 2 (gene SLO2). Gene Ontology annotation, cellular component: membrane. The record is from RefSeq and is a predicted model, not a curated record. NCBI's taxonomy places the organism in Eukaryota, Metazoa, Arthropoda, Insecta, Lepidoptera, Nymphalidae. Gene Ontology annotation, molecular function: intracellular sodium-activated potassium channel activity. The transcript has 25 exons. Gene Ontology annotation, biological process: potassium ion transport. Bases 719 to 5305 code for a protein of 1528 amino acids.